AUGACACAACCGCGUUCACCGACGAAUGAGCAACAUGCUGUGGCAAGACUGGAGAAGAAGUUUGAACAAUUGGGAAGACCUGCCCAAUUUAUUGUCCUUGUGGCUGGUGUUUUCUUCUUCUUUGGAAUACACAAUCUGCUGCAAGAAACCAUGAUGUCCAUUGAGGGUUUUCAUUUUGGAAUCAUGCUGGGGUAUAUGGAAGUAUUGGGGGUGGCAGUCUGCUCAUAUCUGGAACGAACGUAUUAUGCCAAAGAAACAGGACGUGUGGCUCCCAUGUCCGCGUAUCCCCUCUUGACAUUUUGUUUAAUGUCCUCCUCAUCGCUCUCGAAUUUGGCGUUGAAUUUCAUCAAUUUUCCGACAAAGGUGGUGUUUCGCUCCUGCAAACUUAUCCCAACUAUGCUGGUUGCUUCGAUCAUUCACCGAAAGGUCUUCUCAAGUAAAGAAUACUCGUGCGCCUUGGCUAUCUGUGCUGGAUUGGUCAUGUUUGCCGCAGCCGAUUGGAAGUUAUCUCCCACUUUUCAUCCCGUCGGAUUGACGCUUGUCUCUUUGAGUGUCUGUGCCGAUGCCAUCCUCCCCAAUGCACAAGAAAAUCUAUUCCGAAUGGGAUCCUCCCGGCUAGAAGUCACAUUCUUUACCAACAUUUUCACGCUCAUGGUCAUGACCGUCACGACACUGGCUUCGGGAGAUCUGAUCGGAUUACUACAAUUUGCUCGAACAUCGCACACUCUGCGGGUAUACAUGUUGAUAUACACAUUCAUUGCCUACAUCGCCAUAUCUGUCCACAUGACCAUUGUCAAACGAUUUGGUGGUGUGGCGGCAGUGCUCGUGGCCACAGUUCGAAAAGCCAUGACUCUGGUGCUGUCAUUCGUUAUUUUUCCAAAGGAGUUCUCGUGGUUUUACGUAUUGGGUGCUGCGCUCGUGUUGGGUGGCCUAACGGUGUCGUCCCUGUCCAAAAUGGAAGAACGAAAAGCAAGCGAUCGAGUCAAGAAUUCCAAAGAGUCGGGUACAGACCUAGAGGACGCCAGUGGCGAGGAGACUGAAAAAAUGCUGGAGCACACGGAGUCCACGCAAACAGAAGUUAGCUCCUCGAAUAGUUCUUGGAGCAAGUAG
Seminavis robusta is the source of this 1110-nucleotide messenger RNA. Lineage: Eukaryota; Bacillariophyta; Bacillariophyceae; Naviculales; Naviculaceae. The record is from the annotation of a GenBank genome assembly.